AAAAGGCUCUGCCUUUUCCAUGUCCCACCAGAGGGAGGAGAGCAGAGCAGAGAGAGAGGGACCGGAGGAAGAACAGCUGGCCAGGCGUGGAGCCUUUCUCCCUCCUCUGGAAAGGAGAGCCGGCUGAAGGUGUGGGAGACCGGCUGGUCGGCUGUUGCCUCUGCUCUCCAUCGGGCUUCGAUCUCUUUUUUUCCCCCCUCUUUGCCUGACCUUUCUGGGGAGGUGUGAAAAAGCCAUCCACAGCCCGACUGGACCUUUUUUUGGGGGGGACGGGCGCGUGUGGACCAUCGCCAUGGCCUUCACCAUGCUGAGGCCCAUGGCUGCCCACGUGCUCUACCCGGACCUCAGCCUGCUGUCGGAGGAAGACGAGGAGAACCGCAGCGAGAGCGAGGCCUCCGACCAGUCCUACGGCUGCUGCGAAGGCCGGCACAAGGUGGCCAGGAAGCCCGGCCAGGUGGUGGUGGUCAAGCAACGCCAGGCCGCCAACGCGCGGGAGAGGGACCGGACCCAGAGCGUCAACACGGCCUUCACCGCCCUCCGCACCCUCAUCCCCACCGAACCGGUGGACAGGAAACUCUCCAAAAUCGAGACCUUGCGCCUGGCCUCCAGCUACAUCUCCCACCUGGCCAACGUCCUGCUCCUGGGCGACGGGUGCGAGGACGGCCAGCCCUGCUUCAGGGCCAUCUACGGCGCCAAGGGCGAGGCGGAGGCCAAGCAGCCGAGGAGCAUCUGCACAUUCUGCCUAAGCAACCAGAGGAAGGGGAGCAACCGACGGGACAUCGGCGGGAACAACUGCUUGAAGGCAAGAGGUGCGAACCACCUGAAGGUGCUCCAGAGAUGAGCCCCGUGACCGUCUGUCCAAGAAGUCAGGGCAGGAUGGGAUUCACGCCUCAAAAGAGAACGGGGUCAAAUGUCCCCAGAUAGGACUGGGGGUGGGGGGAAUGGAGACCGGGGCUGUGCCUAGUGGUUAUGGAUAGAAAGCCCCACGUUGAAGGGGGGACUUCCACGUGGUGGACUCUGUGGAGAAACACGGAAGAAUGUGGGAACUGCCCACACAAUCGGACUGCAAGGCCAGGAGGACCCGGGGCAGCAGAGAGCAAGGGCCUCCAGGAAAAAUCAGCCUUCAGGGGGAAAAAAAACCUCCCCUUCUCUUGACCAGGAGCAGGGCGGAGGGCCUGGCAGGCGUUGGCUGUGUUGGUGGCGCAUGGAUCUCCAGCCUCCCUCCGACAGCGCAGGGCGGACGUGCGGAGCUUGACCGAGACAGAGCUUCUUGGCUGGUCUGUGGGAUCACGGGUGUUGUUAUUGUGUGCUUCUUCAGCAGGCUUGAAAAAUAAAGAUA
Molecule: messenger RNA, 1339 nt
Organism: Pogona vitticeps (central bearded dragon)
Lineage: Eukaryota; Metazoa; Chordata; Lepidosauria; Squamata; Agamidae
Gene: TCF15
Product: transcription factor 15
Biological process (GO): regulation of transcription by RNA polymerase II; developmental process
Molecular function (GO): DNA-binding transcription factor activity, RNA polymerase II-specific; RNA polymerase II transcription regulatory region sequence-specific DNA binding; protein dimerization activity
Source: RefSeq, a predicted model, not a curated record